AUGAGCACGUCGCCUUCGGCGUCUGUCUUGACGAAUCUCGGUGAGUUGAGCGCAGCCUGGGAGCGAGCCAGUCGUCGGGGAAGCAACGGUAGCGACGAGCCGGCCUCUUCUCUCUUCGUCCGCCAGCAGCAGCAGGAGCAACAGCAGCAGCCGAAGCAGAAGCAGCAGCACUCGGCGCCGCCGUCAGACCCGCAACGGCAAGCCAAGCGACUCCCGGUGAAGGUUUUGAAAAUGCUCACCGCACGCUCGGGACACAUUUUGCAUCCGGAGUAUCUGCAGCCUUUGCCCUCCACCCCCGUCAGCCCCAUCGAGCUCGAUGCCAAGAAAAGUCCCCUGGCUCUCCUGGCGCAGACGUGCUCCCAGAUCGGCAAGCCGGACCCGCCGCCCUCCUCUAAACUCUCCUCGGUCGCCUCCAAUGGAUCUAGCGACAAGGAUUCUAAAUGUGGCCCGUUGAAAAUGAGUGACAUCGGAGCGGACGACAAAUCCAGCUUCAAGCCCUACUCCAAGCCGUCGGACAAGAAGGACUCGUCGGGCGGCGGAGGUACGGACAAGUCUGGUUUCCGAGUGCCGAGCGCCACCUGCCAGCCGUUCACGCCGCGCACAGGCAGCCCCAACUCGAGCUCAUCUGCCUCUCCCAUGCCGGCGGAGGGCAAGUGCGGGGAGCGGGACGAUAAGAAGGAAUCGGACUGCGGGAAAGGCGGCGCGGACGGCGGCUCGGCCACGUCCAGCCACAGCCGGAUAAGCGUGAGUUGCGGUGGGAUUAACGUGGAGGUCAACCAGCAUCAGGAGACCACGCACGGCCCUAAAACCUCCACUUCCUCCUCUGCAUCAGAGUCCUCCCCGGUAACUUCCGUGUCAUCGGCGUCGGUGCUCGGCUCUGGGCUCGUAGCGCCCGUAUCCCCGUACAAACCGGGCCAGACCGUCUUCCCGCUGCCCCCGGCGGGCAUGACUUACCCUGGCGGUUUAGCGGGGGCCUAUGCCGGCUACCCGCAGCACUUCAUGCCGCACGGGGGCAGCCUGGUGAACGCGCAGCUGGCCAGCUCGCUCGGCUGCAGCAAGGCAGGCUCUAGCCCGCUGGCCGGAGCCUCCCCGCCCUCCAUCAUGUCUGCUAGCCUGUGUAGAGACCCUUACUGCUUGAGCUACCACUGCGCCAGCCACUUGGCGGGUGCGGCGGGGGCUUCGUGUACACAUGACUCGGCGGCGGCUGCGGCGGCCGCCCUCAAGUCCAGCUACCCGCUCAUGUACCCCACGCACCCCAUCCACGGAGUGCACUCGUCGACACCUUCGUUCAGCGGACAUCCCUUGUACCCGUACGGCUUUAUGCUCCCCAACGACCCACUGCCCCACGUGUGUAAUUGGGUGUCGGCCAACGGACCGUGCGACAAGCGUUUCUCCACCUCAGAGGAGCUCCUGAAUCACCUGAGGACACACACCGCUUUCACGGGGGCGGAGAAGCUCAUCUCCGGCUACCCGGGCUCGUCCUCGCUGGCCAGCGCGGCUGCUGCGGCCAUGGCCUGUCACAUGCACAUGCCGCCGUCGGGGGCUCCUGGCAGCCCCGGGACUUUGGCUCUGAGGAGCCCACAUCACGCACUGGGACUCAGCAGCCGGUACCACCCGUACUCUAAAAGCCCGCUGCCCACCCCCGGAGCUCCCGUGCCAGUCCCCGCUGCCACCGGGCCUUACUACUCUCCUUACGCGCUGUACGGCCAGAGACUCACCACAGCAUCGGCGCUUGGAUAUCAGUGA
Nerophis lumbriciformis (worm pipefish) is the source of this 1746-nucleotide messenger RNA. NCBI's taxonomy places the organism in Eukaryota, Metazoa, Chordata, Actinopteri, Syngnathiformes, Syngnathidae. The record is from RefSeq and is a predicted model, not a curated record.